UUGUUGUUUUUUUCCUUUUCUAAUAAGCCAAUAAAAUGUAGGAUCAAGCAAACAGAGAUAUAGUGUAUAAUGAGAGAGUGAUGCAACUAACUGUGGGCCUUAAGUCACUCGUACCGACUUUUAACUAUCCACCGAAAAGUCUCACCAUUCCCCUUACGCCACGCGGGCCGCCAGAAGGAUCCAGCCUUCUUUAACUAAUGAGGGUGUGCCAGAUGAGCAACGGCCUAAUGCCACCACAUCUCACCAAACGAGUAAAAAGAUACUACACUCCAGAGUGGCAAAAGCUUAUUCUUUCUCGAUUUAAAAUUUUAAAUACAACUCCGGAGAUAUGGCACUCCCUUUAAAGAACAACUGUCUUGCUAAUCUUAUAUUUUAAUCAUAGCUUUUACAUUCCUAAUCGUUUAAUUAAAUUUCAAACAAAUAAGUGUAACGACCGGGAAACGGGUGAGAAUCAACUUGAAAGUUUGAAAAGUUCCUAACCAAUUGGUGAAAACUCCGUUUUAUACGUAUUAUUACAUUAUUAGUUUAUUAUAUAGAACUUGGAAGUGUUGGAAUAGUAAUCUUUUACACAUACAUUAUACUAUUCUUCUUAGAUAUUUUUUCUCAACAAUUUGGCAAUUUCUAACUAAAAACAAUACAUUGACUUGGUAAAAUAAAAAUCCUAUAAUAUUCCAAAAUUAAUGACAACAUAUUAUACUAAAAUAAAGGAAUUUAAUGGAUUGAAGAAAGCAAGAGCAGCACCACUUGAUCACUCAUAACCCACGUUCCCACAUUCAAUCCCAAUUCUACAAGUUAUAUAAAUAUAAAUCAGACCAACUCCUAAAACACAACACAACACAAACAUAAGACGUGCUCACAAUACAUCACACACACACUUCACUUCACUCUUUCUUCUCCUUCUUAAACACCUCAAGAUCACAUCUCAAGAUUUAUAUGGCUCUUGAGACUCUCAAUUCUCCGACUUCAGCCACCGCCUCCGCUCGGCCUCUUCUCCGGUAUCGCGAAGAAAUGGAGCCGGAGAAUCUCGAGCAAUGGGCUAAAAGAAAACGCACCAAACGACAACGUUUUGAUCAGAGUCGUCUGAAUCAAGAAACGGCUCCUUCAGAAGAAGAGUAUCUCGCUCUUUGUCUCCUCAUGCUCGCUCGUGGCUCCGCCGUGCAAUCUCCUCUCCCUCCGUCUUCGUCCUCCGACCACCGUGGUUACAAGUGUACGGUCUGCGGAAAGUCGUUUUCCUCUUACCAAGCCUUAGGUGGACACAAGACGAGUCACCGGAAACCGGCGAGCAACGUUAACGUUCCCAUCAACCAAGAGCAGUCUAAUAACAGUCAUAGUAACAGCAACGGUGGUUCCGUCGUUAUCAACGGUAACGGCGUUAGUCAAAGCGGGAAGAUUCAUACUUGCUCGAUAUGUUUCAAGUCGUUUUCGUCAGGUCAGGCUUUGGGUGGACACAAACGGUGUCACUAUGACGCUGGUAAUAACGGAAACGGUAACGGCAGUAGCAGCAACAGCGUGGAGGUCGUCGGUGGCAGUGACGGCAGCUAUGUGGAUGAUGAAAGAUCGUCAGAACAGAGCGCGACCGGCGACAACCGGGGGUUUGACUUGAAUUUACCGGCUGAUCAAGUCGCAGUUGUGAUAUCUUAACGUUGACUAGGCUCGUUAUAAAAGUCAACUUUCAAGCGAGAGGAGUGGGGUUAGUGGACGGUGAAGUAUUAACAGUCGUUUGUUUCCAGUUGCUUCAGCUUGACUGAGUUUGUAAUGAAAGUGAUUGGAGUGGACUUGCGCAUUUGCAUUUUUAUUUUAUUUUUAAGAAAUGUUUAUUUAUUUGUUGUUGGAUUUGUUUAUAGAUAGAGGAAACAAUUGAGAUAUUGAAAUAGUUUUUGUCAAAAGAGAAAAAUUAAAAAGAAUAAUACAGAGGUGUGGAUGAUUGGAUCUUACACGUUAUUAUGUAGUGGACCGUUCUGUAAUAGUUUACUGAAUUUCUUAUUUUUUUUUCGUAAUCU
Molecule: messenger RNA, 2000 nt
Organism: Brassica napus (rape)
Lineage: Eukaryota; Viridiplantae; Streptophyta; Magnoliopsida; Brassicales; Brassicaceae
Product: zinc finger protein AZF1-like
Exons: 1
Coding region: 934-1641 (235 amino acids)
Molecular function (GO): DNA-binding transcription factor activity
Source: RefSeq, a predicted model, not a curated record